Sitodiplosis mosellana (orange wheat blossom midge) is the source of this 1650-nucleotide messenger RNA. Its product is annotated as zinc finger protein 660-like. Gene Ontology annotation, biological process: regulation of DNA-templated transcription. The coding region runs from base 1 to 1473 and encodes 490 amino acids. Lineage: Eukaryota; Metazoa; Arthropoda; Insecta; Diptera; Cecidomyiidae. The record is from RefSeq and is a predicted model, not a curated record. Gene Ontology annotation, molecular function: DNA-binding transcription factor activity, RNA polymerase II-specific; RNA polymerase II cis-regulatory region sequence-specific DNA binding. The transcript has 2 exons.
AUGGAACGAAAUGGAAAAGAGCCUAGUGUCAUUGUUCAUCCAGUGACACAAACACAUUCAACGAAAUAUCACGCCACCGGCCACACUCAGUUGAUGUUCAGCUUUGGUAUUGAUUGGUGCGCAUUAAAAACGAAAAACUUCUUUCGGUCGAUGAUUCUCCAGAAAAAUUGGCAAGCAGACAUUUUUAUUCACAUUUUGCACAAACAGUCGAACGCACGAAAGUUACUUGUAUCGGUACUGGAUAUGGAUCCUGGCGAAGGUACUUCGGAUGGUCGUGUAAAGCGUAAAGCAAAUGGUAUUGAAGUGGAAAUCAAGCAAGAGCCCGACAUCAAGGAAGAGCCGUCGGAUGACAGUCAAUUUGUUUUGGUGACACGUUCAAGUGAAAGAUUUGUAGAAGAUGCAGCGACUAUGACAUCGAACAUCGAAUUAAUGGGCGAUCCUGGAUGUGAUUUAAAUCUCGAUUUUGAUUUGAAUUUUGUGAAAGAGGAAGUGAAGUGCGAAGAAGAGAAGCCAGAGAAAUAUUCCUCAGCGGAUUCAAGCUCAAAGGCAGACAAACCAAAUGCCCAUGCUGGUCAAAGUAGUAACUCAACGGUAAAAUCAAAAGGCAAUCGCAAUCGACUCAAUUCAAGCGUAAAGAAAAUGAAACGGGAUGGAUUAAGAAAACAGAACAAACGAAAGAUUCCGAGGAAUAAGGCGGCGAAGAAACGAAAGGAGCACAAGUGUCAUGUUUGCGGUUAUGUUGCAUCUUGUGAAAGUAACCUCACUAAACACAUUCGUGUUCACACAGGCGACAAACCCUACACAUGCGAUGUCUGUUCGAGAAGUUUCACUCAAAAAAGCGUUUUGAAUCGACACAAGAAAAUCCAUAGCGGAGAAAAAACAUUCGUAUGUUCAGUUUGUUCAAAAUCUUUUGCACUAAAAUGCACUUUGAAUCGUCACUUGCUAACUCACAAUGAUGAUCUUACCCAUUCUUGUCUGGAAUGUGGACAACAAUUUGCCACCGAAGACGCCCAAAAAUUACAUGAAAGACGCUGCAAACAACGUCGAUACGAAUGUUAUCUCUGCAAAUACAAAAGUUCCACCAAAGGCAAUCUCAAAAGACAUAUGCAAGCAAAACACACAGAUGAAUGUAAAUUUCAAUGUGAAGUAUGCGGGAAGAAAUGUAUCUAUAAAGGUGAUCUCAAUCGACAUUUAGCCAUCCAUCGUAAUCAGUUCCCAUUCGGUUGUACCAAGUGUCGCCGAGGAUUCGUAGAAGAAGAGGAUAAAACAGCACAUGAAACGAUCUGCAGCCGACGUCAAUAUCAGUGUUACAUAUGUGAAUAUUCCACGCUGUAUAUGACCAACCUACGUAUUCACAUACGAGUCCAUCAUACAGGGGAGAAACCGUUCGAGUGCAAGUGGUGUGACAUGCGUUUUGGUCACAAACAAAAUUCCAAAUUUCACAUGAAACGUAUUCACCAUGCCGAAAAAUGAUGCAGCGCUGGAUGGAAUUAUUUUAUUCAAUUCGAAUUAAUCCAACUCUUCAUUUUCUCAUUCAUAAUAUUACAUUUGAUUUGUUACUUCAUUCGAUGAUUAAAAUUUAGAAAAGUAGCUUUGCUCUCUCAAUAUAACUCUUACAACACAAUUUAAUGGAAAUCUAUUUGAAUCGCU